This is a messenger RNA of Nezara viridula (southern green stink bug), 1385 nucleotides long. The record is from the annotation of a GenBank genome assembly. NCBI's taxonomy places the organism in Eukaryota, Metazoa, Arthropoda, Insecta, Hemiptera, Pentatomidae.
CGGCCCCAUAUCUUAGUCCAGGUUAUGUUAUCAUAUAUCUCAGCUAUUCUAAGGAAUUGUUAUUAGUGAAAUUAAAUGUUUUUAGAGAUUACUAAAAAUGUUAAACAAUUCUUAUAAAAAUUAUGUGAUGUAACUUUUGUAGUCAGAUAUCUUUUAAGUGUUUUUUUUUCAUAAUAUAAAAUGAGUUGCUUGAAGCAUUCUUCACUUUUCCAUACUUUUUUAAGAACCAUAAAAAACCAUGUUAAAUUUUCUACUUCUGCACAAACAACUGAAAUCUCUUCACAGGAGCACUCUCUUCCUCUCGUAACCAGAAAUUUGAAAUUUCUAAACCAGUAUGAACCUCCUAGACAAGCUUGGUAUGAGAAUCUUGAUUCAUUGGAAGAAAAAAAAUUGGGUAUUGUUGAUCUCCAUCCUGAUGUUUUUGGUGUUAUGCCUAGAAUUGACAUUAUUCAUGAAAAUGUCCUUUGGCAAAAAAAUUACAAGCGUGUGAGUUAUGCUCAUACUAAAGUCAGAAGUGAAGUUCAAGGUGGUGGAAGAAAACCUUGGCCCCAGAAAGGACUCGGGAGGGCACGACAUGGUAGCAUCAGGUCUCCAUUGUUCAAAGGAGGUGGUGUCGUUCAUGGUCCCAGGUCUCCUACGAGUUACUUUUAUAUGUUACCAUUUUUCAAAAGAGUAAUGGGGCUAACUUCAACUUUGUCCAUUAAGCAUGCUCAGGAUGAUUUGCACAUUGUAAAUAACUUAGAAAUACCUACCGAUGAUCCUAAAUUCUUACAAGAUUUGAUAGAAGAACGAAAUUGGGGUGUGUCUGUUCUGUUUGUAGAUGUACCUGAUAUGAUGCCAAGGAACAUUACUGUUGCGACCGACAGUAUCAAGGAAAUGAACUUAAUGCCUGUUUAUGGUCUCAAUGUUUAUAGUAUGCUCAAACACGAAACACUUGUUUUGACUUUAAAUGCAGUUGAAAAAAUUGAAGAAAGGAUUCUUUUGCAACUUCAUCGACCUGAUUAUAGCAAGAAGAUGCUGAAAUUCAGAGUUAGCCAGCAAUAAUUGAACAUUAUUAAUGUUACUGUUAUAAAUAGUAAUUAAAACAUAAAUAUAAUAUUACCAUAAAUUAUUAUUUCUAUUUGUUUUCCUAUCCACCAAAAAUAAUAUAUAUGGUCACCUUUUGAGAAUACUACAUUUAUUUCAGUCUGUAAUAAUUUAAUAAUAAUAAUUUAUUAUUUAAUAACUCAAAGAUAUAAAAAUAAUAGGAUAAACUGUAGUGUUCUUGAGAUCAGUGUGUUUCAUACCUUCCGACUAACAAUUUUGUUAAGAGUAAGUUCAAGAUUUAUGUUAUCCCAUCUGUGUUGUUAUCUUUAUAGUUAAUAAAGAUUUUAGAAUUUUUCUGA